AUGUUCUCCAUAAAUGAAUUACGUUACCAAUUUCUCCAGGAUAUAGCUUCCAUAUAUGAUAAACAGACAAAUAAUCAUGAUGUGAAAAUUAUCAUCAAUUCAACUAAUGGAGAAGAAAUCUUUAACGCGCAUUCGGUCGUUCUUUGUGCUAGAAGUUCUUAUUUUAAUAGAGUUAUAUUAAAUAAUGAAACGGUAAAAGAGGAAAAUAAAUACGUUUUACGAAAGCAAAAUAUUCAACCCAGUGUUUUUGAGUGUAUUUUGAAAUUUCUAUACACCGGAGAAAUCGAUCUUAAAAAAGAAAUACGGAAUAAUAUCAUCGAUUAUCUUUCUUUACUUGCAACAGCUGAGGAAUUGAUGCUCGAUUCUCUUCUUGAUUAUAUUCAAUUAUACUUAUUAAACAAUGACCAACCCUAUAUUCAAGAAAACUUCAUAAAGAUUCUUAAUGCCACACGGCAGCACACCUCCUAUAUUAAACUCCGUACCUAUUGCGAAUCUGUUUAUCGCGAAAAUCCUCAAGUAAUAUUUGAUGCCGGUGAUUUUUCUUUAUUGUCCAACGUCAAUUUAGAAAUCCUUUUAAAACGAAAUGAUUUGAACAUACCCGAAAUCAAAAUAUGGCAGCGUUUGAUUGAUUGGGGUAAAGCAAAUCAUCCUGAACUGCAAUCCGAUAUUGGCACAUGGUCUGAAAGAAAUUUUGAACAGUUGAAGGAAGCAGUUGGGCCACUUUUGAAACACGUACGUUUCUUCUUAUUGAAAUCUAGUGAUUAUUACACUAAAGUCCGACCUUAUAAAAAGAUUUUGCCAACAAAAUUGAGACAAGAGUUAAAAGCAUUUUAUUAUAUGGAAGGAAAUAAGCCACCCUCUGACUCCUUAGGACUACGAGAUCACUUUAAUAAUCAAAAUCCAAGUUUUUUCGACAUUUGGAACAUCGAACAGGGUGAACUACAAGGUCACAUGGAAGCUUCACCGCCCCAAACUCCAUCUUUUCCUCCGUCCUAUGCUCCAAAAGUCUCCCCCGAGGAUCCAUUUCGACCUCCUUCGUAUGCGACACAUGAUUUAACCCCAAACCCAUUUCAUAUUCCAUCUUUGGUUGACCCGAAUCAACCUUGUACUAAAAAUCCAACUAUCCUUGUUCCUUUACAGAACAAAGUUGAUCAUCCUUGUCAGUCUUCUUGGACCACUGAUAAAGAUAUAACAAUGAAUGAUGAUCUUUUGCACAAAAAAACCUGCACCGAAAUCUAUUCACAAUUCUAUGAUUACUUUCGCCGUGAUAUUUUCUCCCAAAGAUGCCAUCCCGGUGUCCAUGCAGCAGUUGGAGAUCUCUCUGGUUUCAACUGGCAUCUAAACAACGAUCCGAAGGUUUUUAAGGCGGGUCAAUUCUUUUCAGAAUUCGGAGAUUAUUCCAAAAUAGUUCAAAUUCAAAAAAAUCAAAAACUACCAAAAUUUGCUCAUAUGGAAUUAUAUGAAAUUAUAUUAACAUAUACCCCUUUUGAGAAGAAAAUAGCUUUUCUUAACAGUUUAUAUCAUCAUGGAAAUAGCAUUAGCUCCCAAGAUUCAUCAGAACAUACACCUUUUCAUUCUCUUGUCCUUCACAAUUUCUAUUUCCAUCAAAGCUCGUCUUCAGUUUCUUUCCAAAAUUCUGACAGCGCCUCUUGUCUUAAUAGUAUACCUGGUGAAAUACGAAUUAAUCCCGAGGAUAUUGAAGCCGUUGUAAAAUGGCUGAUUGGGAAAGGUUUUUCUAUCAAUACAUUAAAUCGCGCUGGACAUAGUGCUCUAGGAUUAGCUAUUCGACUUGAAAAUAUUUCGGUUUUGAAUAAACAAUUUUUAAAAAUAUCUCCUCGAAAUAAACAAUGGUCACAUGACUUGAUUUUAGCGAUGAUUGGAAAUGGUGCCUCGAUUUAUGAAGAUACCAAUUUCAAUGAAGAGUCUAGCAGCAUAUAUUUUAAGAAAAAGGCACUAGCCUAUCCAAAUCACCUUUGGCCAGCUGUAAAAUACGGUUUGGAUAUUAACAUAUUAAGGGCUAUGAUAACUAAUAUCGAAGAUAUUCAAAAGGGAUGGAGUGAGCAAGAAGGUGGCAAAAAAUGGGAUCUUCUCAAAUUUUCAGCGAAAUACGAUCAUUUGGACAUGGUGACGUAUCUACUUGAAAAUUCCCUCGAGUUCCAUUCAACGGACACCAUUGCAAAAGCAAUCAAGAAGACUCCGCUGGGUAAAACCAGAGAAUAUAUGGAUACCUGGGUAGGAAGAUCAGGGGAGGAGAAACGAAAAGCUUUUCAUUUGAAAUUUCUUGAAAAUGGAACAGAGGCAUUCAUUAUUUAA
Messenger RNA from Ambispora gerdemannii, 2313 nucleotides. Lineage: Eukaryota; Fungi; Glomeromycota; Glomeromycetes; Archaeosporales; Ambisporaceae. The record is from the annotation of a GenBank genome assembly.